AUGAAUGCCGAGUGGAAAGAGAGUGUCAGGUGCUGCUGGUGCCCAGACCCGGGCCCUCUGCCUCCCGAGCCACGGCCACUGAGGGUCCCAGCAGGCCAUGCAGCUGUGCCAAGACCCAAAGUGAGAGUGCUGCUUCAGGAAGUGCUCCAGAACUCGCCCUGUCCAGGCGAUCCUGGUGGGGCAGAGCCUGAGAUGGCUGGACUCAAGUCCUUUACCCUCCCUUCCCAGAACUGCCGCCAUGAGGGCAGCAUGGGCAUGGGGCAGCUCCCUGCUAGGCUGGGCUCCUGCCGCCCUGUGCUACAAGAGCCCAGGCUCUCCCGAGCCCCCUGGGCCCUCAGCCUGCAUGAGCUGGGUGGGGCUGAGGUGGGGGCUGCUGCCUGUAUCCCACCCAUAGGGGGCCUGGCUGGUGUGGUUUGCGUGCCUCUCCGCGUGGCCGGUGAGGCCUGGGAGGCAGGGCUGAGCCCGUGGCCGGGUCUGGGCCAGCCCGCCCACUGCAGUAUUGAUGGCCCAUGUAGGCCCCAUUUUGAGCGUGGAGCUGCCUUCAAGCGAGCAGACCAGCCAGUGGCCGCCUCCCAUCCAUGGUGCGUGGGGCCAGGCCCGGGGCCUCACCUGAGCACGAUCUUUAACCCCACAGGUGCCUCUAGCAUGGCAGCGGCCGAAGUGCCCGGCUAUGUUGUGUCCCCACAAGCGGAGAAGCAUCGACGGGCCCGCAACUGGACGGACGCCGAGAUGCGCGGCCUCAUGCUUGUCUGGGAGGAGUUCUUCGACGAGCUCAAGCAGACCAAGCGCAAUGCCAAGGUGUACGAGAAGAUGGCCAGCAAGCUCUUUGAGAUGACCGGGGAGCGCCGGCUGGGCGAGGAGAUCAAGAUCAAAAUCACCAACAUGACCUUCCAGUACAGGAAAUUAAAAUGCAUGACAGAUAGCGAGUCCGUCCCGCCUGACUGGCCCUAUUACCUAGCCAUUGAUAGGAUUCUGGCCAAGGUCCCCGAGUCCUGUGAUGGCAAACUGCCGGAUGGCCAGCAACCGGGGCCCUCCACAUCCCAGACCGAGGCGUCCCUGUCGCCGUCCGCUAAGUCCACCCCUCUGUACUUACCAUAUACCCAGUGCUCCUACGAAGGCCGCUCCGAGGACGACCGCUCCGGCAGCUCCUCCAGCUUACUGUCCCUUAAGUUCAGGUCGGAGGCACGGCCCGUGAAGAAGCGCAAGGUGCAGAGCUGCCACUUCCAGAGGAAGAAGCUGCGGCUGCUGGGAGCCAUGCUGCAGGAGCAGCGCAAGCUGAGCCGCGCCACAGAGGAGGCCUGCCGCGAGGUGCGCCGCGUGCUGGACCAGCAGCACAUCCUGCAGGUGCAGAGCCUGCAGCUGCAGGAGCGCAUGAUGAGCCUGCUUGAGAAGAUCAUUGCCAAGUCCAGCGUCUAG
This is a messenger RNA of Galeopterus variegatus (Sunda flying lemur), 1416 nucleotides long. It is a transcript of the gene MSANTD1, whose product is annotated as Myb/SANT-like DNA-binding domain containing 1. Gene Ontology annotation, biological process: positive regulation of DNA-templated transcription. Gene Ontology annotation, cellular component: nuclear body. Lineage: Eukaryota; Metazoa; Chordata; Mammalia; Dermoptera; Cynocephalidae. The record is from RefSeq and is a predicted model, not a curated record. Bases 1 to 1416 code for a protein of 471 amino acids. The transcript is spliced from 7 exons.